AGCCUUUUUAAAAAAAAAAAAAACCCAAGUUUUCUUCCUUUUCCCCUAUAAAUCUCCUAUAUCUUCUCUUUUUGUUCAAUCUUACCUAAAACAGUUGAUCAAAACAAUAUUGAAAGCUGAGCAAACAUGGGUGGUUGUGCUACCAAGCCCAAGGUUUUGAAGGGUGACGAACCCGAGAUCCCUGCUCCAGCACCGUCGAAAGAGGCGGUUCCCGAACCAAAGGAGGCUGCUCUUGUUGUUGCUGCUGAUGGUGAAAAGAAGGUGGAAGCUAAUGAGGUUGCUAAGGACAAAGAUGUUAUCGAUGAUGAUGCCAUUGAUGAUCAAUCAAACAAGAGACGAUCUCUUAGUAACUUGUUCCAAGAGAAAGAAAAGGGGACAGCUGAGAGUGAUACCACACCAUCAGAGCCAAUGAAAAACGAUACACCGGAGUCAGCGCUCCAAGAAUCUUCGGAAAUAGCUAAACAAGAGUCGUUGGAGCCCGUGUCUAUUCCUUCCGGGAACAUAGAAUCAGCUCAAGCAGUGCCCAAGGCAGUAGCAGCAGCAGCAGCAGUUGUGAAUGUGCCGGAGACACAAAGCAAAGAAACGUCAGCCGGCGAAAAGAAAGGCGAGAUGCUAGUAGCAAACUGAAGUAUGAGCAGUAAUGUUGAAUUAGGUGUGUGAUAUAAUUGGAAGAAAUGAAAAAUCCUACUACUAGGAGGGAAAGCUGCUGUAUAUGUUUGUCGUAGAACCAAGUAAUUCACUUGGUUUAUGGACAUCUUUUGGGUGAACUUUGUAUUUUGUUGUUCUUGAAACAUUUAUUAUCGUUCCUAAGAAAUUGUUUUUGGAUAUCAUUAUCCUACUUGUUCAUAUGGGAUCCUUAGAUUGAAAAUAUGUUCAAUGAUUCAGUUCAUGCAGCAGAACCCUGUUUUAAGAGUUUUGAUGUUUGGCUUCCACAAGUUGGCUUGUAAUUGUUUGUAAGAGAAUGUGGGUGUUCAUUUCUUUGUAGAA
Molecule: messenger RNA, 987 nt
Organism: Gossypium raimondii (Peruvian cotton)
Lineage: Eukaryota; Viridiplantae; Streptophyta; Magnoliopsida; Malvales; Malvaceae
Exons: 2
Coding region: 127-627 (166 amino acids)
Source: RefSeq, a predicted model, not a curated record